GCUGACAACCCCUCCUCGCUCGUCAGUCAUCCUCGCCUUCGUCGCCAUUCUACCGCAUCACCCUGACAACCCCUCGCUCGGCGUCAUCCUCGGACUUCCGUCGGCACUCGGACUUCACCCCUGUCGUCGUCAGCAGGCCCAGGCCAUCCCGGGCUCGGAUUUCGUCGCCAGUCGGACUUCGUCGGCAUUCCACGUGCGCUUACGACCACCUAUGCGUCGUCGGCACCCCUGUCGUCGUCAGCAGGCCCAGGUCGGUCAUCGUCCUUCUCCCGCCGCGACAAAAACGCGUCACAUAAUCACCUCGCGUCGCAUCCCGCAAUCCCUUCAGACACCGACAACGCGUUGCCCGCUUAGCAUCGUCAGCCAAAGAACACCGGGAACUUCCAGGCCUCCCCUUUCUCAUGAAUCAUCGGCGCAUUUGAAAUGCGAGCACGCAAUUCCCCUGGAUUGCGGGCGCAGUCCUAUACUGUGCCACCUUUUGGAAAUGAGGUUCUUCCUCGGGAUCUCGUUUCCAGAGGGAGCAGCAGCGAGCAGAGAGAGAGCCGUUGCGGGCGUCCUAGUGAGCCCGAAGUCUAUAAAAGGAGGACCUCGGUUCGCCCUCCCCUCCACUUUUUCCUCAUCAGUUCCGCACACAACAAUCUCCUCUACUACUACUACCUCUUCCCUACUACUACCUCUUCUCGACUACUACCUCUUCACUACUACUACCUCUUCUCGACUACUACCUCUUCUCGACUACUACCUCUUCGCUACUACUACCUCUUCUCGACUACUACCUCUUCUCGACUACUACCUCUUCGCUACUACUACCUCUUCUCGACUACUACCUCUUCUCGACUACUACCUAUCGGUCGCUCACGUACUACUACUCUGGCCUACUGCCGACUACAACACAAGAUCAACGUCCGCUACCGCUUCGCCAGCACCCAAGAUCAAGAUCCGCUAUACCGCUUCGCCAGCACCCAAGAUCAACGUCCGCUAUACCGCUCCGCACCCAAGAUCAAGGUCCGCUGUACCGCUUCGCCAGCACCCAAGAUCAAGGUCCACUACCCGCUUCGCCAGCACACAAGAUCAAGGUUCGUCAUCGUCCGCAAUGACCUUAAACUACCACCCUUCAUCGACAGUACCGCUUCGCCAGCCACUACCACUACCACCCUUCAUCGACGGUACCGCUUCAUCAGCACACAAGAUCAAGGUCCGUCAUCGUCCGCAAUGACCUUAACCUACCACCCUUCAUCGACGGUACCGCUUCGCCAGCCACUAUCACUACCACCCUUCAUCGACGGUACCGCUUCAUCAG
Molecule: messenger RNA, 1300 nt
Organism: Fimicolochytrium jonesii
Lineage: Eukaryota; Fungi; Chytridiomycota; Chytridiomycetes; Spizellomycetales; Powellomycetaceae
Exons: 2
Coding region: 212-1216 (334 amino acids)
Source: RefSeq, a predicted model, not a curated record